GUCCAACAAUUAUUUGUAUGAUUUCGUAUUGUUUUCGCAGGACUGGCCAAAUGACCCGAUUGUCUGAGUCUUAGUUCUGUUUUAUACCAUAUGUUUUGUUUUUGUUUAAUCCAUAAGCCAUAAGACACGACUCUCAUGGGUAGCAGUAGUGGCAGAACCGCUGCCCAGACAUGCCAUAUAGUGUUCGGAGCCCUGUGUCGACUCCUGUCCACCAUUUUCGACACACUUUACGGCCACUACUCGACGCUCACCGACAGUACCGACGAUAGUCUGGCCUUCAAUCACAUCAUUCAAGACGUGAUCAGUUAUAUAGUAUCGGUCGGAAUGAUUGAUAAGCUGUCGCUAAUGAUGGCCAACACUCGGGGCCCCGUCGACGACAACCCGGAGCUGACCCAAUGCCUGCGUAGUGUUGUCUCCCUCUUCAGCUCACUCUCCAAACUGAUGGCACUUCGAGUGGAGCACAGGUUCGGCGCCCGUCUCGCCGACGACGACACACAACUGAUGCUCACGUUUCAGAUGACACACAUCGGCGGUGUUGUGUCC
Messenger RNA from Medioppia subpectinata, 543 nucleotides. NCBI's taxonomy places the organism in Eukaryota, Metazoa, Arthropoda, Arachnida, Sarcoptiformes, Oppiidae. The record is from the annotation of a GenBank genome assembly.